Messenger RNA from Cryphonectria parasitica EP155, 1140 nucleotides. RefSeq lists its product as uncharacterized. The coding region runs from base 1 to 1140 and encodes 379 amino acids. Lineage: Eukaryota; Fungi; Ascomycota; Sordariomycetes; Diaporthales; Cryphonectriaceae. The record is from RefSeq and is a predicted model, not a curated record. The transcript has 2 exons.
AUGGCACAUACCGCAGGUCACCGGGUCAGUCAGGACCUGCUUCUUGAAAUUGCUGAGCACUGCGACUUGAAGACGCUGUCGAGUCUGAUGCAGACAUGCAAACACGUCUACCUGAUCAUCAACUCCUACAAGCAGAGCAUUGCCAAGGCCAAGAUCGCCACCUACAUAAGUCCUCCUACCGGCCUUGUGCUUACCUCCAGGGACGAGAAGCGAUGCGUUAUUCCCCUGCGCAACUCCCUCCAUACCGUCCGGGAGCUCCAGCGCCGCGAGGACCGUGUGGAUUCGAUCCUGGACCGCGGCGGGUUUAUGCUCACCGACCGCCCUGAUACCCUGGGUCUGGGUUCCCUUGCGUCGCUCGAAAAGUUCAAGGCCGGCUUGCGAGACGCGCUGUACAUCACGGACCAGAUUGCUGAUCUCGCAGCCCACCCAUCACUGGACCAAGCCGGAGGCGUGAGCGAUGUGAAAGCCCGGGCUUGGCACACGAUGAGCGACAGCACGACGGACGUCCGCAGCACCGGAGUUAACACGCUCAGUGCCUACAACGCCAGGCUUGCGUUGCACUUCCGCAAGAUGCGCCAGCUCCGCCAGCUCCAGAUCGAUCUGCUGCGCUCGCUCCCCACGCGGCUUCUCUGCUGGCUGCUGACGCUUGCGGCAGGGGGGUCCAAGGGCUAUGCACGGUACUGCAUGCGGCUCCUCGAGAGCGACCCGGGCAUGGGACACGCCCGCGUGAUGGCCUUUAAGGAGGUGCUGUUGCGUGGCGGCGGGUUCAUCCUGUGGGGCUUCCUGAGGGGCAGGGGCCCUCUGCACUCCUUUGUCAAGGCGGCGAUCUGGGCCUGCACAGAAGAGGUCAUGUUCUUUGAGUGGAGUGGCGGAUGGGGAUGGGGUGCUGUGGGGGAAGAUGAGGCCAGGGCACCAGAUGGUCUGCACAUGACCAUCAUGGAUGAGCUGAGACAGCGAUUUGUCGAGGCCAAGAGGGAGCAGAUAGCAGAGAACAAGAAUAGGAACGGGGAGGAGGAAUGGGAUGAGACGACCUGGGGCGCCAACGAUACACUGGAGGAAGUGCACCGCAUUGUGGGUGAGGAGGUUGAGUGCAAGAGCUGGAAGGGUUAUGCUGCUGUCGAGCACGACAUCAAGGGCUGA